AAAUUAUCCAAAAAAAGGCGCAGAUCUUUUUUUAAUUUCAAUAGGACGGACUUGAAUAUUGCCUGUGAGCAGGCAGCAAACUAUGGAGAUUUCCUCUAUGUUUCAUUCUAUAAUGGCUCUUUCAUCACCUUUGUUCUCUUCUUCUUCUUCUCCUUUUUCUUUUCCAACUUCCAGUAGAAAGAGACCCAACAUUCACAAGUUCAAGUUACAGUCUUCGACCUCUGCGGCAACGAAGAUAACAACCGAUUCUAUUCCCCGGACUGAGGCAGGCGAAUUUCAGAACGUACUCACAGAUUAUGUCUCUCCUAAUUCUUCAAAUCAGUUUCCUGUUUCCCGUAAUGAUAGACAGUCGGCAAUUCUUCAGAUUCAGGAGUCGUCUGACUUGGGUUCUGCUCUUCCAAGGCUUGGUGAGACGCUUAAAGUACAGGAUAUGAAUGUGAUUUUGCGCUACUUUGGGAAGCUAAGUAGACGACAGGAGCUUUCUCAGGUGUUUGAUUGGAUGCAGCAAAAUCAGAAGAUCAAUGUUGCAUCUUACAGCAGUUAUGUAAAGCUCAUGGGAAAGAGCCUCAGUUCUGUUGAGGCUUUAGUAAUGUACAAAAGCAUCAAAGAUAGGUCAACAAAGAUUAAUGUCUCAGUCUGUAAUGCGCUUCUUAGUUGUCUAGUUAAGAACGGAAAAUCUGAGAGCAGUCUCAAACUGUUUACUCAAAUGAAGCGAGAUGGUUUAGUACCAGAUGCUGUCACAUAUAGCACGCUUCUUGCAGGCUGUGCCAAAGUAAAAGAUGGAUACUCUAAGGCCCUAGAGCUGGUUCAGGAGCUGAUGUCUAAUGGACUGCUAAUGGAUAGUGUGACUUAUGGGUCACUUCUUUCGGUAUGUGCUUCACAUAAAGAGUGCAAUGAAGCUGAAAAGUACUUUCAGAAGAUGAAAGCUGAAGGUCAGUCUCCUAAUGUCUACCACUAUAGCUCUUUGCUUAAUGCUUAUUCGGUUGAUGGAAAUUACGAGAAGGCUGAAGCAUUGAUUGAAGAAAUGAGAUCUGCAGGUUUAGUAUUAAAUAAGGUGGUCUACACAACUUUGUUGAAGGUAUACGUGAAAGGAGGUUUCUUUGAGAAGUCAAAGGAACUAUUAAAGGAGUUAGAAGCUUUUGGCUAUGCUAAGGAUGAGAUGCCAUUUUGUCUCCUAAUGGAUGGCCUUGUAAAGUCUGGACUUCUUCUUGAAGCAAAAUCAGUAUUUGAUGAGAUGAUGGGAAAACAUGUGAAAACUGAUGGAUACUCCUAUAGCAUUAUGAUUUCAGCAUUCUGCCGCAGUGGGCUUCUCGAAGAUGCAAAGAAAUUAGCUUCUGAAUUUGAAGAAAAAUAUGACAAAUAUGAUGUAGUUAUUUUGAAUGCAAUGCUCUCUGCCUAUUGCAGAGCAGGGGAAAUAGAGAAUGUAAUGAGCAUGAUGAAGAAGAUGGAUGACUCUGCAAUUAGUCCUGAUUGGAAUACCUUUAAUAUUCUUAUAAGAUAUUUCUGCAAGGAGAAGCUGUAUUUGCUUGCUUAUCGUACCAUGCAGGACAUGCAUAGAAAAGGUCACCAGCCAGAGGAGGGACUUUGUUCCUCUUUAAUUUAUUAUCUUGGAAAGACAGAUGCACAUUCAGAAGCAUUUUCUGUAUAUAACAUGCUGAGAUAUAGCAAAAGAACCAUAUCCAAAUCCCUUCAUGAGAAGAUUUUGCACAUUUUGAUUGCUGGGCGCCUUCUCAAAGAUGCUUAUGUAGUUGUCAAGGACAAUGCAGGAUUCAUCUCCCGGCCGGCUAUCAAAAGGUUUGCUGUCAACUUCAUGAGAUCUGGCAAUGUAAACUUAAUCAAUGAUGUGAUGAAGGCUAUGCACAGCUCUGGCCACCGGAUUGAUCAGGAAUUAUUUGAUAUGGCUAUAUCACGCUACGUUUCAAAACCAGAAAAGAAGGAACUACUUCUGCAGUUACUGGAGUGGAUGUCUGGUCAAGGCUAUGUUAUUGAUCCAUCAACAAGAAAUUUGAUUCUGAAGAACUCUCACUUGUUUGGCCAUCAACUUAUUGCUGAGUCAUUGUCCAAGCAGCUUGUGGUGUCAAAAAAGGUGAAACCUCACAAGGAAAAUGCAAGAUAACAUAAACUGGAUAGCAAAGUUGAGCAUUAAUUUUUUGUAUAGAGAGCUCUGAUAUGCUGCAGGUCUUAAGCUGGUAAUUACGUUGCUAAGGCAACCUAUAUUUGUAGAAGCAGCUUCCAUUGUCUCAGCUUAAGGACAUCUAUGGCAAUGUGAUAUGAGACAGCUCGAUCAAGUUGCAAACAAAGAGAUCAAUUACAAGAACUAGAGUUAAGAAGACCAAAGAAGCCAUGAAUGGAGUAGACAAGAAGCUCCUUCGACCAAUGAAGGAGCGUGAAAGAAGAUUCAAGAUUGUUUUGCUUUGGGCUUGCGAGCAAGAAAACCCGACAUUUGCUGACUUGAGAUGAAUUGGCCAAAUUCUUUUAAUUGAACUUUUAGGAACUUAUCAUAAUAAGUGACACAUGAUUAACACACAUUUUAAGGCUUAUUUAGCUUAUUUUUAUAUGCUUUUAUUAGCACGAAAUUAUACAGAUUGUCCUCAUGAGGAACUGAUAUUCAUUUUUUGUUCCCAUUUUUGAUUUUGUUGUGUAAGUAGGCUUUGGUUUUAUACGCAAUAAGAAGUGACACAUGAUAGUCGCACAUUUUAAGGCU
This is a messenger RNA of Nicotiana tabacum (common tobacco), 2704 nucleotides long. Its product is annotated as pentatricopeptide repeat-containing protein At1g10910, chloroplastic. Lineage: Eukaryota; Viridiplantae; Streptophyta; Magnoliopsida; Solanales; Solanaceae. The record is from RefSeq and is a predicted model, not a curated record. Gene Ontology annotation, molecular function: mRNA binding; protein binding.